AUGUCCACGCCGAUAAGCAUACAGAGGAAUCUUCUCAAAAUCGCCGAGCUGAUCAAAAUGGAAUGCGUCAGGAAGGAAGAGCCCAAGUACAAGUUGGUGAAACUCAUCGGCAAGGGCACCUUUGGGAAGGUCUAUUACGCUAUUGAUCUGUGCACGCAGGAGCCCGUCGCGAUUAAGCGGUCCCCCAAGUGGAGGAACAAAGUCUCGAGAGAAGUCGACCUCCUGCAGAAGAUGCAGCACAGCGAAAACAUAGUAAAUUUAAAAUCCAUUUUUUACACGACGACGGAGAAGGGCUUUCGUAUACAGAACAUUGUCUUCAAGUACAUGACAUACAGCCUGGGAAAGUAUAUCCGAUUUAAGAGGCAGGAAAAGAAGGAAAACAACCAAAUAUGCAAAGGGAUCAAGCACCUACACGAGCACAAUUUAGCUCACAGGGAUUUGAAGCCGGACAACAUUUUGAUCGAUACAGGCAUAUCCCCAUUUAAAGUGGAAAUAUGCGAUUUGGGAUCUGCAAAAAAAGUUGAAGAAAGCAUCAUCUCCAUUCCUUACAUUUGCUCCAGAUGGUACCGGGCGCCUGAGCUGCUAUGCGGCUCCAUGUAUUACACGACGGACGUAGACCUAUGGUCCCUGGGAUGCAUAAUUUUCGAACUGAUAAACCUCUGCCCCCUGUUCCCCGGGAAGUUCAAAAAGGACGACAUAUCCGAAGAAUGUUCACAAAUUAUAAAUUUAAUUGAAGUGAGCUUUUACGAAAGUAUAAAGGGCCAAACUAGUAACAGGAAUAAUCGUCUCAUUAAGGAACUGUGCGGACUGAACAUUCGACCUCUGUCCUGGAGCUCCAUCCUGGGAGGCAUCUUGGAGGAAAGGUUAAAAUGGCCAAAGGGAACAGGCGCCCCCAAAAUUAAUUUGUAA
This is a messenger RNA of Plasmodium inui San Antonio 1, 909 nucleotides long. Its product is annotated as CMGC/GSK protein kinase. NCBI's taxonomy places the organism in Eukaryota, Apicomplexa, Aconoidasida, Haemosporida, Plasmodiidae. Bases 1 to 909 code for a protein of 302 amino acids. The transcript is spliced from 10 exons. Gene Ontology annotation, cellular component: cytoplasm. Gene Ontology annotation, molecular function: protein serine/threonine kinase activity; ATP binding. Gene Ontology annotation, biological process: protein phosphorylation; signal transduction. The record is from RefSeq and is a predicted model, not a curated record.